Salvia splendens (bonfire salvia) is the source of this 1698-nucleotide messenger RNA. Its product is annotated as protein FAR1-RELATED SEQUENCE 7-like. Gene Ontology annotation, molecular function: zinc ion binding. The coding region runs from base 1 to 1698 and encodes 565 amino acids. The transcript is spliced from 8 exons. The record is from RefSeq and is a predicted model, not a curated record. NCBI's taxonomy places the organism in Eukaryota, Viridiplantae, Streptophyta, Magnoliopsida, Lamiales, Lamiaceae.
AUGGUGAAGGUAGAUAUACUCUUUGUUAACAUGCAAAAUAGUUUUAUGCAAAAUGCACUCUCCCCUGCUGAAGAGCUCCUGCUGUGGUGUUUGUUGGUGAAGGAAGGUGUUAUGGGUAGGGUUGUUGACAUAUUUUCCCAUUAUGUAGUAGGACCUGUUAUUCCAAUUUGCAAGGCUGAGUUGAGGCCUUAUGAAGGUCAAAAAUUUUCUUCACUUGAGGAGGGGAUUUCCUUUUCUGAAAAACAAGGUUUUCAUACAGUUGAUCCGUUGGAUGUCGGUGUAAUUAUAUCUGACGAUGUGAACGUGUCAGAUGACGAUGAAGAACACAAUCAUGCUAUGGUUGACAAAGAUCAUAAGCGAUUUAUGAAAGGAAAUCGCAAUAUGAAUGAUGUUCAUCACAAGUUUGUUGAAGAUUGCACCAAAGCUAACAUCGGUGCUACUUCAACUUUCAACUUAUUAAAGGAGUUUUUUGGUGGUUAUGAUGUUGUUGGGUGUACGUUGAAUGAUGUUAGGAAUGGUUCUCGUGAUAUUAAAGAGAAACUGAAAGAAGUGGAUGUUCAAAUGAUCCUAAAUCAGAUGCAAGAGAAGAAGAGAAUUUGUGAAGGCUUUUUUUACAAAUAUCAAUUAUCACCUGAUGAUAAUAAGUUAGUGAGCUUAUUUUGGUCUGAUGCUGAGUCUCGGAAACAUUACCAUAUGUUUGGAGAUGUUGUAGCAUUUGAUACAACAUAUACGACAAACAUGUAUCGUAUGGUGUUUGGUCCAUUUACUGGGAAAGACAAUCACGGGUGUCCUAUUGCAUUUGGAGCUGGUUUCGUAUCCAGUGAGAACUGUGAUGCAUUCUCAUGGCUUUUUACUGUGUCAAGGAUCAUAAUCACAGACCAAGAUUGGGGAAUGAGGCUUGCAAUUGAGAAGUAUAACAAUGCCAUUGAUGCUCAAAGGAAUCAAACUGAAAGGCUUGACUAUUAUGAUUAUGUAAUCUCUCCAAAAUAUGCCACUGAUUUAGCAUUUGAGAAACAAUUGGCAUCUGUAUACACGGAUAGGAUGUUUAGAGUGGUACAAGAAUUGAUUUCUGAGGCUGAUAAGAGUUGUCGGAUGAUUAGCAUGUCCACUUUGGAGAACAUCGAGGUCUUUAAAGUUUCUGAUACUAGAAAGAAGACCUUCACAGUUACACAUGAGAAAGAGACUGAAUCAUUUGAUUGUGAGUGUAAACUCUUUGAAAGGUGUGGUUAUCUAUGCAACCACCUUUUCUUCGUCCUCAGAAACAAAGAUGUCAACAAUAUUCCAGAGAAGUAUGUUGGUAACCGGUGGCUGAAAAGUGAAUUAUUGAAGGCAGUUCAUGGUCUCACGAGUGAUGAAAGUGCGUCUGGCAAAGGUUAUAACGAAGAUGACAAGCUACAGAUUGGUAACAUGUGUCAUGGACGUUACUUUGGUCUAUAUCAACGCGCUUUUAAGAAUAAAAAUCAUCUGAUUGCAUUGGAUAAUUUGCUUGCGGGUAUUGCUCCUCAAAUUUUUACUGAUGACAUUACUGGAUCUUCAUCAGUUGAUAAAAAUGAUUCCAUCAAGAAUAUAUAUGGUAUUGCUAUACCUGAAGAAAUAACUGCACGUGCUCCAGAGGUGGUUAGUACAAAGGGAGGUGCAAGUGACAAGAAAAGCAGGAUUAAGUCGAGCAUAGAGAAAGCAAUUGAAAAAAGCAAGUAA